AUGGCGGAAAGUAGAAAUUCAAAUGAAUUGAUCGAAGAAGCUUGUAGGAAAUUGUCAGAGAAACUAAACUUCCCGUUCAAAUUAAAAACCGAGCAACGCAAUGCAUUGGAGUCACUGCUUAACGGGAAUGAUGUUCUUGCUGUUUUACCAACGGGAUACGGCAAGAGUCUGAUAUUUCAGUUGUAUAUUUUGGUUGCCCAAAUUGAAAGGAUCAAAAGAACUGCUUUAGUUGUUUGCCCUUUACGAAGCAUCAUUGACGAUCAAAUUGGCGAGGCAAGAGGUUUUGGUAUUUCCGUUGCAUCGCUAGCUGAUCUGUCCGAAGACGAGUUAAAAGCAAGUGAAUUCGAACUUUUAUUUGGUUCAGCUGAGACAGUUUUGGAUAAACGAUUCCUGGAUAUUUUAAAGGACCCCGACGCAUCGUUAAACCGCGUUUUGUCUGUAAUUGUCAUUGACGAAUCUCACACGGUGGAAAUGUGGACAGGACAAAGGUGUCGUUCUCGUAUUAUGAUACGUAAUAUAAUCAGUUUAAUUAAUACCUAAAAAAAUAAAAAAUUGACAACCUUUGCUUAUGUUAUGUAUUAAUGUAAAUAAUUAUAGAUUUGUGUUAUUAUAUUUGUGAUUUUAUGUAUUUAUAGGUCAAGAGGAAAAAAUCUCAGCACCUCCGGUGGUGGCUUUCGUGAAGCAUUUGGGAAGUUGUCUACCUUACGGUCGUUUUGUAAGCAAGGUGAGAUCCGAUAUAUUACAUUGUAUAUAUUAUACUGUGUAUAAAAUAUACAUGAUGUUUAUACUAGGAGUGUGUCAACACCGGGCAAGCUGAAAUGUUUGCUUGACUGCGGUGGGAAUUGAACCCACAACCUUUGGUCAAUGACCAACCUCGUAGCUCGGUUGGUAGAGCAUUGGACUAGCAAAACCCCAAGAUUUUCAGGGAAGAGUUUGAGAACCCCUGCAAAUUCUUUGUAUUUUUCAUCAGUUCAAUUUUCAACUGGCCCAAACUCUCUAAAUGUCAUUGUUUUCAAUACCUAUUUGGUCACUUGUUCCCUUGACUGCCUCUUGUAUUUUUGGCCUCCAAUAUCUCGUAUGUAUUAGUUUCCCAAUAUAAUUUACUUUUUUCAGGAACACAUGUACUUGCAAUAACAGGCACUGCAGAUGAUGAAACACAAAAGGUGAUAAUCAAAGGACUGAGCCUAAAACAGACCAAACGGUUUUAUGUGAGCCCAAAUCGUCCAAACCUUAGAAUUUCUGUGAUCAAAUGCAAAAAGCAGGAAAUGUUUACAAACUUGGAAUGGCUAAUCAGGUUGGUGAAGGAACAAGGAACUGCUACACCAAAAUCUAUUAUAUUUUGUAAUGGUUCGCUGACUGAUAUUGCUGCUGUGUUCAACCAUAUGUUACUACAGUUGGGAAGUUAUGCAUAUUUCCCACAAGACAGCCAAACUUCACCAAUUGCAAACUGUCUUGUAGGAAUUCAUCAUUCCUUGACUUUGCAAAAGUAUAAAGACAGGAUCACAAACUCUUUUAAGGGCAAUGGAAAAAAGAGAAUUAUUAUUGCAAGUUCAGCACUUAGCAUGGGAGUAAAUUUCCCAGACGUGCGAUACGUUAUUCAUUGGGGACCAUCACGUAACAUGUUGGACUAUCAUCAACAGUCUGGUCGGGUCGGGAGAGGCAACAAACCCACCCAAGUGCUGACCAUUUAUUAUGGACAACAGAUAAGUUUCUGUGAGGAGAAUGUCAAAGCAUUUCUGCGUACAACCAGCUGUUACAGAAUUGAAGCUUAUAAGCCUUUUGACAGAAAUAUUACACCAGUCAAACCUGCUCAUGCAUGUUGUAGGAAUUGUGCAAAAACAUGCAAAUGCUCAGAUGGGGAAAAUGAGUGUUCAGAAAUGGUACCUGUGUUUGAAGUGGAAAAAAAUGAUGAUGUUUUGCCACCAACUACACAUCUUUCCCGACCAAUCUUUUCAUCUGAUAAAGAGGACCUACAUGACGGACUACAUGAAAUGGUUCAGGUAAUCCUUCCAACAAUGAGGUUAUUGAAUGAGAACAUGUCAGAUGGUUAUGUUGAUGAAUUAAUAGUUGACAUUGUGGAUAAUGCCCACACUAUAUUUACCAUAGUGGAUGUUAUAAAAUACUUGCCAGUAUUUGCUUUUCAACAUGCUAUCAAAAUCCUAGAAAUAUUCCAUGAUAUAUUUGAAGAUAUACCAAACCUUGAUAUAAUGGUUGAAAUGUUUGGCAGAAAUGAACCAACUUUAUAUGACAUACCCCAGCCUGUAGAAUACACAUUUGAUGAUAUUGACUCAGAUGACCAAAUGGAAACUGAAUGUGACUUUGAAUAAAUGUCAUGAGUAAGUACAGGUAUUGUAUUAUAUUUAACCAAUAUAAAACAUUUUCCAUGUUGACAUAAUUCAUUACAUUACAUUAUUAUUCAGCUCACUUCCCAUUGGGGCUUUCCAUUGGACCGAUUCCAUCAAGUAAUGUAUGACGCUCAUGUUACCGAUACUUACUAUAGCAUGAGUAUUUAUCUUUACAACAAUUGAGAUAUAACUUUCCUAACUGUGUUUAUCCUAACCCACCCUCGGCUGUCAACUUUCCCUGUGGGAGGAAACCGGAGCGCCCCUCUCUCCUCUGCAGAGCCUCCUUAAGUAUUUACAAAUAACUUACAUGAAGUUUCCUGAAUAAAAGUGAGCGUGCGCGGUGAUGGUAUUUAGCUCUUCCCAUCACUCCUUGCACGCUCACUUUUCCCUCACUGGAAACUUCGUGUAAGCCUCUGCAGAGGAGAGAGGGGGGACGCCCAGCUGAGAAAACCCACAACUUUCGCCAGAGCGUUGACUGACUCUUUUCACAUGAGUCCGUAGCGAGAAUCAAACCCACAAUCUCAAGAGGUGAAAGGCGCUUGCUCUGACUACUGCAAAUUGAGAAAGUGGGAAUUGAGAAAGUGGGAAUUGGGAAAACAAGAAUUGUUUGGAAACACAACACCUGAAGGGUGGAGUGUUUUCACACAAUUUUGAAUUUUCCCAAUUUCCAUGAGUGCUGAUAUAACUGUAUACCAUUACGGAAAAAUGUUUUAUAUUUUUUUAUAAUAUAGCACAAAGAAAUGUAAUGAAAGAAAUUUUAUGUGUUGAUAUUGAGUUAUAUCAACACAGCUCUUAGCCAAUCAGCGUUCAGAAUUUACAAAUGUUAUAUUAUGAACUUUUGUAAACUAUAUAAAUUUUUGUCAUUUACUCUUUCUUGAAUAUAUAGAUUGCCAUAGUUUCUUUUUCUCAGACAUCCAUUCAUGUAGAUUUCUGUAAUCUAAAUUUACAAUCUUGUUUUCAAAGUCAGGAAAUGAUGCAUGGCCAUGUCUACCCGGGGUGAAUUUGAACGCUUUGAUUGAUAACAAAGCAGAUGUGAUUUGCAUCACUGAUUCUGUAUUAUUGCCACUGGAUCUAUAUCCUUUACGCUCUUGUAAAUUACAUUCUUUGUCAAUAGACUCAAUUAGUCUCUCUAGAUUCUCUAGUGCUUCAGCUACCCGUGAUGCGCUUGCUUUAUUUAAAUUUGACCCCAGUGCCCUCCAGAUGGUUUUCAGAACUUUGUUCUGUUGUUCCUUUUUUAGGUCUAAUGAGAUAUUUCCACCUAGACGACCAUAUUUGUUAUAGAAUCUGUUCCACAUGAGGUUAUGAGCUUCAAAUUCAGAAUAGAUAGCUGCAAUUUUAACAAGGUAAAGAAGCACAACAUAUGAAUAUUUAGUAUGACCCCCAGAUUUGUACAGUAGCAAUGCCAACUUGUAAAUAUCAUGCAGUCUUUGGCCAUCACCCUCUUGUACAUCAUCAUUGAAAUCAAAUAGAAUCAUACCAAACUUAAGCUUUGCACAGUGGUAGUUGUACAGGUGGUCAUUGAUAAUGGGGUCUGGAGUAUCAUUGACAGAAGUGUCUUCUUCAGGAGUAAAUUGUAGAUGAUUUUUUUUCUCAUGCCUAAAAUAGCAAAAUUAUGGUUUAGUCAUUUAUAACAUCAUACACAUAUCCAGUCACAUUCUAUCAGAAAAACAAAAUAUUGACAUCCUCAUGAAUUGCCUUAAUUGCCAACUACAUGUGGGUGUCGUUGCAAUGGGUCGGUUCAGAAAAGAUCCACACUCCCCCCAUGGAGGGAGGGGAGAAAAUUCAUAUAUAAUAAUAGUAAAUGUCAUAUUUUCAAUCGCUACUCCGGUUUAAUUAAAUGAAUGCAAAGCCUAGUCAAAUCAAUUAGACAUUGUAAGGGGGUUAAUCUCAAAUUUCCUCUGUGGGAGAGACAUGUAUGGAUGUUUUCUGUAAUGGCCCAAUAACAUAAUGUGGGAUAUGUAUAUAUUUUUUUGCAAAAUUACCUGUUCCUUGUCGCUUUAGUACUAAAGACAUGGCCACAAUCAGCACGGCAAAAAUAGUAUCCAUACUCAUCCCUAAUCUGUCCAUUUCGAUCAUUGUUCAUUUGAUGUGCACUGAUCUCAUGACUAAAAUUGACAUAAAUAUUUUAAAAAUUGUUUGUUUUCAUUCAUUAUCAUGGAUAGUAUUAUUAGUAAUAUUUAUUAUUUACUUGCAAUUGCAGAUGACUUAAGUAAUGUAUAAAAGAUACAGAUUAAUAUGGCUGAGAGUGGAUCAAAGGCAUAUCAAAUGCACAUCAGUCAAAGCAUGGCUACGAUAUUGGCUGGAAAUAACUGGAAAUACGUCAACUGACUUACAGUAGUUUUGUAUCGAAUCUAUAACAUAUAGAAUCUCAGCCGGGACAAGUAGAGCUUCUCUACUUGUCUGAUAUGGUUUCAAUUGGAGUAGUACCUAAUUAGUAUAGGAUGUUUUCUACUUCUUAAAGUGGAAGUCAAGUCCGUUCUGCGCAUCGGUUCUGUUCAUAACAAUGUGAGGGCCUCUAUUAAAUGUGAACAUUGCCCUAAUUUCGAAUGUUUCGAUUUUUUAUGAACAUAAACUCUAUUUCAUAUUCAUUUAGAAGCAUAGCGAACCAAAAUGGUGUUAGAUAUUCAGACAGCACAUCAUAUUUUAAAAAAUACAUCAGUUCAAAAUGUAAACAAACCGUUUGUUUACAUAUGGACUUGACUUCCACUUUACAUAUCAGUCACCUUACUCUUCCUGAGUGAUAAACAAAGGCUUUAUCACAUUUUUCAACUCUGCAUUUGUAUUUCCCAAGAGAUGCAAGUUCCAACUGGUUUGUCUGCUGUAUCAAGUUAUCAAGAUCUUCAGAGUCAAAACAAUAUCUGUCUAUGAAGGAUUCACACAGACUGAGCAACCACUCUCCUUUUGUUUGCUUGUUGGUUAAGUUACUUGGUAAAUUUAUAGUCUUAGGAGUCCCUUAAAAUAAAAUCAUGGUGAAAAUAAAACAUUGUACUAAAAAUGUUUUCAACAUAUCUUGAUACGGUUUGAUAAUCAUACUUAUAAAUUUGGGUAAUUAUAAUAUAAUUAUAUAAGCAGUAAUGUGCCAUACAGUACAUUAUUCUUUUAUUUAGUCUAACACCGCUUACUGUUUACUGUAGGAGAGAGGUUUUACUUGUCAAUGAAAGACCAUUGCUCAUUAUCAGACUAAUUAUUACUGUAACCCUUUAAGUGGCCAUGUCCCUUCAUGCUCCCUACUUUAUUUUUUUACUGUCUAAUGCCAGACGAUUUUUCUCAUCAAAGACAAGGGAAGAGUGCUGCCACUCAAUGGGUUAAUCACACUACAUGUAUUAGUGUCUUUAUAGCAUUAUUUUAUUUACCAUUUGUAUCUUCCAUCCCAGUCAUUUCCAUAAAGGCAGAACAAAUAUGAGCCUCUAACUCACACUGAUGGAACUCUUUGUAUUCAUUGUAUUUCUUCCCUGGUCCAGCUGAUGCAUUUGUUUUUCGAGUUCUAUUCAUGCUUGCCUUCGUUGUGCCAAGCUCAUUCCCAGAAUCAGAUUUGCAAAACAUGUUAAAUUCCAUCUGCAAUUAGUAGUAAAUUAGCAAUUAAUGUAAUCAACAUGUUGUUUAAUCAGGGUGCAUGCAGUGCAUUGCCCCCCUUGCCAAUCUCAGGGUACAUUCAGACGCAUUGCCACUUAAUGAGUUAAAACUUAUAAUGCUUAUCAAAUAUUUAAGUAGACGCUGCAAUGCCCCAUACCGAAUCACAGUACUUUACUCUAAUGCCAAACAAAUUUCUCAUCAAGGGGAAAGUGUUAGUGGAUAAAUACAUUUUAAAGAUUUGAAUAGAUUUAUGCAGGAAAGACAAAAUAAUUAAAAAAAAACAAACCUCGUACAAGUUUACUUUUCCAUGCCAGUCAGCAAACUCGGGAUUAAGCCCCUUGAUACUGUCAAAUUCAUUGUCACCAUCCUGAAAUGUCCAUAUAACAUUCCUGGCUCGCUCUUCAAAUAAUUGGUCUCCAUGGAAAGGAAUGGGUGUGAUAACUUUUUUUGACUCGCCCUUUCCACAAGAGGGAACAUACUUGUUUUGAUUUUUUAUUAACAGUUGUGCCAUCUCUCCUGCAAUGUUUGGAUUAUAAAAUUCCAUCCCAAGACAACACUAUAAUAUUUAAGAGAAAUAUAUAUUUGUAAGAACACAUGAAAGCACAAAAUUUUAUCCCUAACACAAGUGCUUGCCCAAGCAUAUAAGCCUUGGGUGCAUUGGAAAUAUUACACCUUGCAGUCUGACUGUAUGUGAUCAUGUGAUCUCUCAUAAUUUGCACACUUUAUACUAUUAAAUGACUACCCUUGUCAGCACUGAAAAAAUACAAACUUCUGCACAUACAUAUCAGUUCCUUUCCCUUAUGCAUUUAUUAAUUAAAACUCACAAUUUCUGACUUUGUUGAAGCCUCUUUAGAGUAUUGAUGAGGUAUGUGGUUAAUUACAACAUUUCUCAGGAACGCAAAAUCUUUGAGGUGCUUGGUUACUACACGGCUAACAAGAAUUGCCCAUGAAUGUUUUAGUCGAGACUGAAUGGUAGCAGUUGGCAAAAUAUCUAGUAGCUGGAGCUGAUCAAGACUUUGUCGAGGCUUUGUAUUGUCCAGACAAGGGUCAACAACACUAUCUCUUAUUACAGUCUGGUGAGUCCAGUGGAUUGAUUGGUUUCCAUGUUCCUUUGUUUGAAUCCGAGCAUUAAUUUCGUGGACAAUGUUAUCACCAACUAAUCUAUUAACAACAAGACGCCUACUCAGGCGUUCACUCCGGGUACAGGGCCUUAACUAAGCGCAAAGCUACUUUAACGUAUGCUUCUAUACGGCAAUGAAGGUAUCUUUAAUGCAUGAUAUUUAGCAUAUUAAAGUUGGAAAAGUGGGAGAACUACACCACUUGACCAGGUGACUAAAAACAUAUGCAAUGAUCAUAAUAUUUUAUAACAUAAAAAUAAAAGGAUAUUGUGACACUAAUUAUCUCUAAUAAAAGCUAUCUAGUUCUUUAUUAAAAGUUCUAUUUAAAACAUGCGUAGGAGUGUUUUUUCAAGUCGUAUAUAAUAAGUCGGAGGCCGUAUUUUACAAAUAUUUUAUGGUUUUUUUUAUUGUCGAGGGUAGAAAUUCGAGGGUGAAAAGCUUGAGGGUACAUUUUAAUAAUUUAACAAAAUAAUAAUUUAAGUUCGUGUUCACUUACUUUACUUUUAAUUUUUAGCUCUUAUUUUUAUAUGCAAUUAUUAAUUUUUUAUAUGCGAUUACUUUUUAUAUGACGAAAUAUUACUACAUAAAAAUAGACAUGCCGAUCAAAAGCGACAGUCGAGAUAUUUUCAAACGGCGUGGUGCAUUAAUAUCUGCGUUAUCUCGGAUUGCAUGUCGCAAAUUAUUGUAUCAGUCUAUAUGGUCUAUUGAAUCAAAGUAAUCAGGACUUGUUUACACCUUUCCAUUGCCAUACGCCUUUUCCGUGUUCGCGACGCCAUCUUCAAAGUAUUGUUUUCGCUAUUGUGCUUGCCCCACUUGCAAAUUUACCUAUUGGCAAUGCCCGCAAAUUUCUACCCUCGACAAUAAAAACCAUAAAAUAUUUUAGAAAUACGACCCCGGACUUUUUAUAUAUGACCCUCGACUUUUUUAUAUAUGAUUUUUCGACCCUCGCUUCCCACCCUCGACCCUCGAGAAGAACUCCUGAAACUGAAUUACUAAAAAUAGCUAACGUAAACAAACCACAUUUAUCAAACACGCAAAGAAAAUUAUUUAAAAAGUAAUAUAUUGUUAGUCGUGUCAUAUAGUUAAUUGUCAACACUUUUUCAAUGCAUGGUAGUAAGUUUAUAACUGGCACCAAGUUAUGUUGAUAUUUUGUUUAUACAGAUUGAUUGUUUUAAUUUGUAAGGCUUCUGUAAGUUCGUUAUUAUCAAACGUUUAGAUUGUUCUAGUAAUGAUUUUACUUUAAGACCAAGACAAUGCAGCUGUCGAGACCGAGUUUUAGUACUCUAUAAAUAAAACAUUAAACUGUGUAAUAGAAGUGAUAGUGUUGGGUAAAGCUAUCUAUAGUUAUAUAUAUUUUAUACGCGCUUUUGUCUAAUUCAAGCGUGGUAGACAAUAUUGCCAAUAUUGUUGUGGUUUGCGAUAUAGGCCGUAUUCCCUGGCCCCAAAAGUCGCUUAGAAAACGAUUUUUGUUGCCCCCCUUCGGGCACUACUUUAAAUUUACAUGAAUCUAUAGAUUUUUAUACGCUGAGUUCGAAUUCACUUGUUGUCACUCGCACAAACCUGCAGUUUUUUUGUAUUUUACGAUCAAACAUCAACAUUUUUUAUUAAAACUUCCGCCAUUUUGUUCAGGAAACUUCAUGUUAUAUACAAUUAUUGUACUAGUUCAAGUCUCUUAGCAGGGGGGGUUGCACGCGGUAUUACGCAUUUUUGUCAUUCUUCUGAGGAAAAUAUACAGAAAUAAAUAAAAAUAUAGAUAUGUUUCCACAAUAUUAAAGUGCGAAAGGUAAUAAUACAUGUUUGUAAAUAAUCAGGAAAUAAUCUACUGUUCUUGUCAUCCAUAAAGACUCACUUGUCCUUGGUAAAGUUGUUUAUUUUAUUUAUUAUUGAAAUUAUGUACAUAAUGUUAGCCUUGCAAUAUGAAUAGGCAAUUUUCCUGGGUAUUCUCUACCUGAAAAUUUUGUCAACAAUAAAAUUUUGAAGGUUUUAUCCCUCAGAGAGAUUUCAAAAUAAAUUUUAACUUUGAAACUUUCUAAUCUCCUAGGCGAACCAGCCCAGGUAAUCCGAGUUGAUUUCAUCCCAUGUUUACAAGAGACUUUUAAUUGAGGCGGGCUGGCUCGCAAAAACAGAUCAUUGGUAUCACUGCUAUAAAUAGUAUAAUAUAAUACUUUUUACUUCUCAAGAUCUUGCCUAGACAGGCCAGCCCAGUUCCAUAUAAAUGCAAGAUGAAUAUUAGUUUAAAUUACAUAGCGACGUUAGAUCUUGGCAAAGCGAGCUGGCUUGGGUACCCCCUAUAAAGGAAAUGAUGAAUAGAUUAUUAUUUAAUGCCCAGCUGUUAUCCAAGAUCUAAGGCAUGGAAAAAAGAGUCUUGGCUAGGCAGCUAGACUAGCCCAACUGGAAAGAAGGUUUAUGUAACUAAUGCAUAUAGGUAGGUAUAGUGAUGCCAGGUUACUUUAAAUUUCUAGUGCCUGCCUGGCCAAAUAUAAAUUAAUAAAUUAUCCCUUCUCCAAGUGCUUGGUAAUGAGUGGCAGCUCAAAUAGGAUUAGAGCUUAUUAAGGUGAUGAUGUAUCAUGACAAUAUGUUGUUAAACCUCAAAUGGCUCGACCAGUUCAUGUCUUUAGGUGGCAUGACUUUGAGAUUUGCUUGUGUGAAUAUAAUUUUUUGCUUAGUACCUUUGUUCCAGCAAGCCCAUGCAUAUGCUUGCCUCAACAGUGUCAUAUAAAUUGAAACACCAAGCAAGCUUCUUGUAUUAUAGCUGUAAUCAAUUGGGGCUAUGUUCUGUAUGGCCACCAUUUGCUAAUGUAAAUACUUUAAUAACAAUAAAUUGAUUAAAAAAUAUUGCUGGGUUAAAACUCUAUAUAAACAGACCAAAAGUAGGCUUUCAGUCUGUCUUAGAGUGAAAGAUAUCUUCCAAAAGUUUUUUUUAUAAAGCUCAAUGUCAUGAUAGCAAAAAUUUUAUGAUAAUACAAGAAAAUGGAACAUACCUGUACCAUAGUUAAUAGAAUAGAUGGUUUGGAAACUCAUCAGAGUAACAAUAUAACUCAUUAUCUAUGUUAGUCAAUGUUUACAGAGGUGUAACUUAACACUUGCCCGGGGCAAGUGAAUAUCAUGACAGGCAAGUAAAUGUUUUAUCUUGCCCCCGAUUGGGCAAGUUGCCUCUUGUCACAAAAAGCUCGGCUUUCAUUAUCGGAUAUUUUUUUUAUGGUGCAUGUACUUGAUUCAAAUUUUGUUUUUUGUGGGCCAAAGCUAGAUCUAAGGAAGGAUAACAUAGCCAUAUAGAGCAGUGGGAGAAUGAGUCGACAUGUUGCCCCCUUGAUUUAUACCCCCUGGCAAAUUGCCCUGAAAGCAAGUGGUCAAAAAAAAAAGUUUCACCACUGGUUUAUUCAUAAAUCUGGUCUCUGUAUUUUUACCCAACUAACCAAUAGCAAUGUCUUAGGAAAGUUACCUAUCUGUGACUCGAACAAUAAGGUAAAUUGAAAAUUGCAAGAAUACAAGGUGGAUUUGGCAAGAAUACAGUAUACACAUGAGGAUGAAGGACCAGAUUUAUGAAUAACGUUGACUAACAUAAAUAAUGAGUUUCAGCCAAACCAUCUAUUCUAUUAACUGUGAUGGAACUCGUUAUGUGCAGAUUUAUUAAAUGGAUGAGCUAAUUUGAUUGAGGUCAACUGCUACUAAUAGGCAAUGGACUAUUUGUGUUAAUAAAUUAUCUAGGUGACUAUACUAUAGGUCUAACAUUUUAUACUAAACAACAAAUAGGUGACAAGGUCUAACAUUAAUUAAACAACAAGUAUAUUGUGCUCCUUAUUCAUUGUUAACAAAAAUUUGAAAGAAAAAUUGCCUAUUCACAUUGUAAGGCUAAAAUUAUGUACAUAAUUUCAGUAAUAAAUAAAAUAAACAACUUUACCAAGGACAAGUCAAGUGAGUCUUUGUGGAUGUAGUGACAGUCUUUGAAAUUUCACAUCAAGGUGAGGCAAAAAACCCAAAAGUUGGUGCAAUAAAGAAUAGUAGAUUAGUUCCUGAUUAUAUACAAACAUGUAUUAUUACCUUUUGCAUUUUAAUAUUGUGAAAACAUAUCUAUAUUUUUAUUUAUUUCCGUAUAUUUUCCUCAGAAGAAUGAUAAAAAUGCGUAAUACCGCGUGCAACCCCCCCUGCUAAGAGACUUGAACUAGUACAAUAAUUGUAUAUAACAUGAAGUUUCCUGAACAAAAUGGCGGAAAUUUUAAUAAAAAAUGUUGAUGUUUGAUCGUAAAAUACAAACAAACUGCAGGUUUGUGCGAGUGACAACAAGUGAAUUCGUACUCAGCGUAUAAAAAUCUAUAGAUUCAUGUGAAUUUAAAGUAGUGCCCGAAGGGGGGCAACAAAACUGAACAAAAAGCGGUCAGGGAAUACGGCCUAAUAUAAAUUGCCUCGCGAAUCGAAGACUUUCAGAUAUGUCAUAUGUCGAAUAGAUUUGUGCGUUGUUUGUACUUCAAUUUUGGCCACGAGGCACAAAUUAGGGAGACUUAAAGAACACGAGUGACGAGUGUUAACACAAUUUAACUACGUACAGUGUUGACAAAAUUUAAAAAUACCGGGCUAACGUCAGUAACGAACCAUCCAGUUGUCGAUCAGAAUUAGCUUUCCAAUAACGGCAACCGCUACUAAACACGCGAGAAAGUCUCGAAUUUCGAUUUGUAUUUAUAUGAACUGUGGUCAUUGUAUAAGAACGAGUGUAUGAGAACCCCUCCAUUUGAUAAUAUUUACUGUAAAUAGAACUAAAUACAUUGUAAACACAACGCUCGCUCCGAUCUACUACGAAUGGCGGCUAUUUUUAGAUAUUUCGUAUUUUUGUAGUGCGUUGCGUGCGUUACGUACGGUGCACCUGUGGAAGUGCACACUUGCGUCGCCUAAGAAAAAAGAUUGGCCAUUUUAAUACUCCGGUACUUACAGUACCCGGAGUAAUAAAUGUAAAUCAAUGUGUGAAUAAAAAAAAAAAUUGAACCAAACAUAUCAGAUGUUCAUAUUGGAGAGUAAGCACUUUCAAACUUUCCACUAUGAUAUUGUAACAAAUUAAAUGGCAGAUACAGAAGAGAGGGGGGCUUAUAUUCAUUGGGAAUUAUGGUUCGGAGCAUCUGGACCCCCACUUUCCAUAGGGACCAAUCUUGUAACAGGGAUACUACUUAAGGAAGGGGCAGAGGACGGGCAAAAGGAAACACGCCUGAUUGCAGCAAUAUCAUUUGGGGGGGGGGUCUUACUGGUCUAGGUUUAUGAUAUUCAAUAGGAAACAAUCAAUCUCAAAAUCAUGCAUAACAGAUAAAUUGCAAACUUACUUAAAGAAUGGAAAAUUAAACUUUUUGUGAUCAGUUAUCACUUGGUCCAGCACUUCAUUAGAGAUAAUGUCCACAUUCUUCUUUUCUUUUUCUGAUUGCAACAUAUCAGUUAUACGAGUGAAAGAUUCAGGUGUAAAAUGUUGAUACCUGCUAAGUUUCUCUUCACAUACAUCAAUAGCAACAAUAUCAUCAUUCGUUACAGGCUGUUUAUCUUUGAUUUCCAUCAUUAAAGCUAGGGUAUCAUGUGGUUUCUCCUCAAGAGAGCUUUUGUAAGAAAGCACUUUGGAAUCAAAGUUUUUUCCUAACUGUCGCUGAAAACUUAUAACCAUAUCUGGGGACAUGCCAACACCUAAUCGGUUCAAUCUGGUCAUAUCUUGAUAAGACACUCCACUGUGAAACAAAAUGCUGGACACUCUGUAUGUCAGAGCAGACAUAGACUUGUUACGAACUCGAGCUAUCGCAGAAGUGGCGAGAGCAACAGAAUUGAUGGCAUUCGUAUUGUCAUACUCGUGCAUUUGUUGCAGCUGAACACUACACGCUCCACUUACGCACGAACUCCAAAGGGGGCAUCUUUCAGUAAUUUCCUUAAUAAUUGUACUGUUCGAAAACGCAAUUAAUUCUUCAGUUGAACGACGCUUCAAAAUAGUGUCAGAAUUACAGUACUGUUUGAACUCAUUGUUAGUAGCGGACCGCACAGCUUUUAGGAUUUCUGGUUUUAAUUCCCGGUGCGUGAGGACAAUGUGGGACACUGCUUUCCAAUUAUUUAAAACUAUGUUCUUCACAAGCCGAAUAGUGUCGUUCUCAUCGCUAGAUGGUACUUUAACAUCGGUUCUUCCACUAGGCCACAAUAUUAACACCUUUACUCGGGUCUGCUUUUGUACUUUCUCUUCGUCGUCAUGACAAAUAAUAUCAUCAAUAUUGAGAAGCGAAUCUUCAUUAUGAUCCUUGUUUAUAGUGUUAUCAAACUGCUUGCCAAGCGAUCUCUUCAGUCUGAUCGUUCCUGUCUUUUGUGUCUUUUUUGAUAUAGGACUUCGCUCUGGAGUAGAAACAGUCGUUGGCAGAGUUCUUUUCGUGCGUGACGUAUUUAUAGUAUCAUGAACCCCUGUGGCUGUAGUUUCGACCUCUUGAUCUCUCAUGAAUAUUGGAUUAAUGGUAUUAAUGUUAUGCAAAAGAAACAAAAACCCUGCACAUGCAUUCCGUAUUUUAGUAGCACAAGGCUUACAAAGUCUUUCUGAUAAAUCGGAUUUUCUCUCCACCUUUAUUCCAAUCGCAUCCACAUUCUGCGCUAAAAUUUGCCCUUCGAAUCCCUUUUUUUUAGAUGCAUUAAAGACAUUUUCAGUGGAUACAGACUUCCAAGAGUCUCCAUACUGAACUCUUAGGGAUAAUUUACAACACCUACAAUAAUCGUUCGAAUUUAGUUUCUUAUGUUUUGCAGUUGGAACUAAAUUUUUAGGUGUUUCGUUUAUAUUCGACAUUGUUGAAAUAUCCUAGAAAUAUCCAGGACAAAGUUGUUUUUGUUGUCAACGCCUGCGAUACAAUGUUAAAACGUAUUUCCGGUCUGCGUUGAUUGGUCAUUAUUAAUUGAUUUGUGACAUGCUAAUUGAAGGGGCGGCACACGAACAUCAUAGGGAUCCUUGCAGGCUCUCUUUCACCCAGAGAGCCUGCUCGCAGGCUACAUAUUUUGCUACUAAGCCUAUGAUAAGCCAUUCCAAAUACUUUACAUAAGAUUCAAAUAUCAGUCUACAUGAAACAUUGAAAGCACAAUUUGAAAGAUAAAUAUGGUAUUAUAUUUUUAAUAUGCAAAUAUAAUUUGACAUUUACAGUCAAU
Messenger RNA from Paramuricea clavata, 14170 nucleotides. The record is from the annotation of a GenBank genome assembly. Lineage: Eukaryota; Metazoa; Cnidaria; Anthozoa; Malacalcyonacea; Plexauridae.